AUGUUGAGAAUUCUGCUGCCGCUGCUGGCAUUUUGUGCCUUGGCCACGGCCCAGUGUCGAUUUACCAGGGCUCAGGUGGAGGGAACCAAUCGGAUAUUUAUGGUACGUCUUCAGAACCGUCAGCUCUCACUUAAAAGGACAGCCAGUUCAGCAGCUGGUGAAGUCCUGCAAAUGUGGUGCAGUCCCCAGGACAUUGUGGCCACUACCUGCCAGGCGGCUCGACCUCCAGCCUUCCGACCACCGUUACCCAUGACCUGCCGAGCUGCUCCGGCAGCCCUCACCACGCCCGUUCAGGAUCGCAACUGUCCGGCUACCAUGUUCCGAGUGGGCUAUAAUGUGGGCAACAACCAGUUCCUGGAGCUCUAUCGCGCCUGCUUCGAUACCAGAGCGGUGAGAGCGAUUUUCGUGGACCACCAGGUGUAUGCCAAGACAUUCUUUACAACCCGCCCCUGUGUGCAAUUCUCUUCCGAUGGUGUGAUUAGUGGAGCCGAUGAAGCCAGUUAUACAACUCGCAACAUACACGCCACUUUCCGAAGGCUGUUCGGUAACAAUCAGAACUUUAUACCCAACAACCGAGAUGUGGUCAUCAAUCGUGGACAUUUGGCAGCAUCGGCUGACUUUUUGUUCGGUGACCAGUUGUGUUCCACCUUCAAGUACGUGAAUGCAGUGCCGCAAUUUAAAACCAUCAACGAUGGCAACUGGGAGACCAUCGAGCGAUGGGUUCGCAGCUCAGUGACUGGAAAUCAGUUCGUGAAUGUGCGCACAGGAGCCAGAGAUACCCUCUCCCUGCCCUCCAGCAGUGGGCCCAAGAACGUCUUCCUCAGCAACAACAAGAACCCAGUUCCCCUGUGGAUGUACAAGAUAGUUAGAAACUCCAAUAACCAGGCCAUAGUGGCCUUCCUGACCCUCAACAACAUCUUCGCAGGAGCACGGCGGCCAGCGGCUCCUAACUUUUGUCAAGCUGUGAACUGCCCCAUUGGAUUGGCUAACACUGCACAGGCUGGUUAUACCUUUUGUUGCAAUCCGGCCACUUUUAGGCCAUAA
This is a messenger RNA of Drosophila subpulchrella, 1044 nucleotides long. RefSeq lists its product as uncharacterized. The record is from RefSeq and is a predicted model, not a curated record. The coding region runs from base 1 to 1044 and encodes 347 amino acids. Gene Ontology annotation, biological process: apoptotic DNA fragmentation. Gene Ontology annotation, cellular component: mitochondrial inner membrane; nucleus. Lineage: Eukaryota; Metazoa; Arthropoda; Insecta; Diptera; Drosophilidae. The transcript has 3 exons. Gene Ontology annotation, molecular function: metal ion binding; nucleic acid binding; single-stranded DNA endonuclease activity.